AUGCCCUUGUCAUCAACAGCAAGUUUUUUCCGUAUUUUAAAAAAGUGAAGUAUAUUCAGAAGAGAGGAGAGAAGAGUAACAAAGUGCGAAAAUUAAUUUGGACAACGUGUGUAACAAUUGAGAAGAAAAGAUUUUGCGCUUAUCGCGAAUUGAUCGAAGGAUUUAUAGGAUAAUAAUCCUAAGAUAAGUAAAGAUGGAUGAUGAAACAUUAAACAGACUUGCAGUUGAAGCUUUGCUGGAAGAAGCUAAACUCGGUGCACAAAGGGCUGAAAUAAUGGGACCUAGUGGAUGGGUAAAACCUAAAGAAACCGUUAACAAAAGAUUUCUCCAUUCAACAUUAAGAAAUGCAGUAAUAUCGAACAAACAUCGUACACUGAAGCAAGAAAAAGUAAAAGUUCAAUCAUAUAAAACAGAUACUGUUAAAAAAUCAUAAGUUACAAUAUAUAUAUAUAUAUAUAUUCUUGUUAUACAAUUUUGAAACAUAUACUUAUCAUUUUCCUUGGCAUACACACAUAUAUUUAAAUU
Molecule: messenger RNA, 525 nt
Organism: Camponotus floridanus (Florida carpenter ant)
Lineage: Eukaryota; Metazoa; Arthropoda; Insecta; Hymenoptera; Formicidae
Product: protein POLR1D
Exons: 3
Coding region: 194-433 (79 amino acids)
Source: RefSeq, a predicted model, not a curated record